Messenger RNA from Drosophila bipectinata, 1369 nucleotides. It is a transcript of the gene Cdk5, whose product is annotated as Cyclin-dependent kinase 5. Lineage: Eukaryota; Metazoa; Arthropoda; Insecta; Diptera; Drosophilidae. Gene Ontology annotation, cellular component: cytoplasm; nucleus. Gene Ontology annotation, molecular function: cyclin-dependent protein serine/threonine kinase activity; ATP binding. The record is from RefSeq and is a predicted model, not a curated record. Gene Ontology annotation, biological process: synaptic vesicle transport; protein phosphorylation; neuron apoptotic process.
GUCACUCAGUUUUUCUGGUUUUGUUUUUAUUUGGCCAUCGAAGAAAAUCGCAAAUCUGCAAAGAUGCAGAAGUACGACAAAAUGGAGAAGAUAGGCGAGGGCACCUAUGGCACGGUGUUCAAGGGGCGCAACCGGGACACCAUGGAGAUCGUGGCGUUGAAGCGGGUGCGCCUGGACGAGGACGACGAGGGCGUGCCCAGUUCGGCACUUCGAGAGAUUUGCCUUCUGAAGGAGCUGAAGCACAAGAACAUUGUGCGACUGAUAGACGUCCUGCACUCGGACAAGAAGCUGACCCUGGUCUUUGAGCACUGCGACCAGGACCUGAAGAAGUACUUCGACAGUCUGAACGGGGAGAUUGACAUGGCGGUGUGCCGCAGUUUCAUGCUGCAGUUGCUCCGCGGUCUAGCAUUCUGCCACAGCCACAACGUCCUGCAUCGCGACCUUAAGCCACAAAACCUGCUCAUCAACAAAAACGGAGAACUGAAGCUGGCCGAUUUUGGCCUUGCCCGUGCUUUUGGCAUUCCCGUCAAGUGCUAUUCCGCCGAGGUGGUGACCCUAUGGUACAGGCCGCCCGACGUUUUGUUUGGCGCCAAGCUGUACACCACCAGCAUCGAUAUGUGGUCAGCGGGAUGCAUUCUGGCCGAACUGGCCGAUGCUGGACGACCUUUAUUUCCGGGCUCCGAUGUGCUGGAUCAGCUUAUGAAAAUAUUCCGGGUGCUGGGUACCCCCAACGAAGAUUCCUGGCCGGGUGUCUCGCACCUCUCCGACUACGUGGCGCUUCCCUCAUUUCCGGCCAUCACAUCGUGGAGCCAACUAGUGCCCAGACUUAACUCCAAAGGUCGUGAUUUGUUGCAGAAACUGCUAGUCUGCCGGCCAAAUCAGCGGAUCAGUGCGGAGGCCGCCAUGCAGCAUCCGUACUUCACGGACAGCACAUCCUCUGGUCACUGAAACUUGAUGGACUUCGAGUUGGAUUAGCCUUAAGCCAAAUACCUAAUCUUGUGCAGCUAUGGAUGUGCGUAGUGUCCUCCCAGGUCUUCGAUUAAUGCCUAAGCAGUAGGUUUCGGUUAAAAGGUGAAACUUUCUAAGCAAUUUUGAAAUUUUUUUAUAAAUACUUAAAAAGUUUGCUUUACUUAAAGAGCUUGUAUUUCUAAUUCUAAAUCUUUUUCAAAAUGUUAUCUUUUAUUAUAAGAUUCCGCUUAACCGAUUUCUACUGUACGUAGUUGUGUGUGAACCAAAGGGAGUAUCUCCGGAUAUAAAUUAUUUUAGAGCCCCAAGCUGGAGGCAGUCAUCUAAGAAUUUAGUACCUUAAGAUCUAUUAAUUCAGAUUUUAUCUAGUUUUCUUGUACGAAUAAAAAGCCACUUACCUGGA